UGACAGACAUCUCUUCAUCUAAUGAGAGAGUGAAUGUGUUUGCAUGAGCAGCAGUGAAGUUAAAGUGCUGGAGGUGACGAUCAUGAAGUUUAGAGGUGAGUGUUAUUGCCAGUAUUAAUUUAACAUGUAUUUUACAUGUAAUUUAACAUAUAUGCAGUGCAGUAGGCCUUCAGUCUAGUUAGUGGAAUGACAAAUCCCACUCCCUCCUGCAACAAAUUCCCUCCUUGGUUUUCAUGAAUUAUAAAGUGUUAAUGUUGUGGUUCUCUUAAAGCUUUGUGGAGCAAGGGUCAGUGAGUGUCUGUGUUGUACAGGAUACAGCUUCUGUCAGAUCAAGAUUUGCAUAAAGGCUUAAUGCAGUUCACAGGCCUCUUAUCAACACACAAAAGAGGAAGUGAGACUUAAGGGUUAGUAAGUAUGAUCUUAUGAAGUCCCGUCAAACUCAUUCAGUUAACUUAAAGAAAAAAGGAUCAUGGUUGCAUUUGUUCACUCCACAGAAACUCAGUAUCUGAGACAAUCCUGUCUGUGAAGAAAUAAAAGUUUAACGGCAUGUGAAAAUCACGCACAUCUUAAAGAAACACUUUGAAAAUGUGAAGUAUUUUGCAUGUUCUCGACUCUUUUCGGUUCCUCUUUCUUUCUUCAUUUGGCUAAUUCUCAUGCUCUGAAGGAUGCUGCUUUAUUUCAUUUAGUCCAUUUUAUGAUGUAUUUUCUUAUAUUACAAAAAGUAUUUUUUGAACAAUUUUAACCUGAAGCAGCAAGUGAGGGUAAAAUGUACUUGAAAAGAGGAAUAUAAAGAGUUCGUCUUCAAGAGAAAUCAUUUUAUGGUUGUACACCUCUGUUCUCACUGCAGCGUUUCAGUGCUGAAAAACGGUGUUGCUAUGGUGAUGUCAGUCAGAAUGGCUCCUCCUCUUCCUCUGAUCUUUCUGAUCAUGAUUCAUGGUGUUUCUAGUGCUGAUUGGGGUGUGAGUUACAGUCCUUCACACAUCUGUGCACUAAAGGACUCAUCAGUAAUAAUGAGCUGCACUUAUACAUACCCUACUGGAUAUCAGAUCAUGAGAGUGUUCUGGACCAAAGGCCCUAUACAACAGGGUGUAGAGCUUCUAGAUCUGUCUAACGACACUGAAUACAGUCAGAGGCUUCAGUAUCUGGGAGAUAAACAGCAGAACUGCACCAUCAGACUGAGUGUGACACUGAAGGAUUCACACGAGUACUAUUUCAGAUUCAUCACUGAUAAACCUGAUGGUAGAUGGACUGGUGUUCCAGGAGUGACUCUUACUGUCACAGAUCUUCAGGUGGAGUCUCCUGAGAGAGUGACAGAGGGAGAUUCAGUCCGUCUGACAUGUAAAAGCAGCUGCACUCUGACUGACAGAGCAACAUUCAUCUGGUACAGAAACUCACAGCCAUUAACUGAGAGAAGAGACAGAAACAAUGAACUCCUGCUGCAGUCAGUCAGAAGAGAGGAUGCAGGCAGAUAUAGCUGUGCUGUACACGGACACAAUCACAUCUCUCCUGCUGUUGAGCUCAAUGUCAUGUAUCCUCCAAAGACCGUCUCAGUGUCCAUCAGUUCAUCUGGUGAAAUAAUGGAGGGAGAUUCAGUGACUCUGAGCUGCAGCAGUGAUUCAAACCCUCCUGCUCUGAACUUCAGCUGGUUUAAAGGAGGAACGUUUGUAAGAUCUGGAAGAAUCUACAACAUCUCAAAGAUCAGCUCUGAUGACAGUGGAGAAUACAAGUGCAGAUCCAUCAAUGAACAUGGAGAGAAAUACUCUGAUAAUGUGACUUUAAACAUCAUGUACCCUCCCAGGAACGUUUCAGUGUUGAUAAACGGAUCUGGUGAAAUAGUGUCAGGAGAUUCAGUGACUCUGAUCUGCAGCAGUGAUUCAAACCCUCCUGCUCUGAACUUCAGCUGGUUUAAGGAGAAUGAAAGCUCAGCUGUUGGAUCUGGACAGAGUUUCAGUGCACUACAGAGUGGACGCUUCUACUGUCAGGCUCACAAUCAACAUGGAUCUCAGAGAUCAGACGCUGUAACUGUCAUUGUACAUGAAAGGAAGUUUCUUUAUGCAGUUGCUGGAUUCGCUGGAGGUUUAAUCUUCAUUUUCAUCAUUGUGUUCAUAAGGAAAAAACACAAAGCUGAUCACAUCCAACAAAAGCGGGAUGAUCUGUAUGUCAACGUAACAGGCAGAGUAUCAGCUCAUGAUGGGGUUCAGUCUGAAUCUGAUGCUGCAAAUCAAAACGACGCCCUGUACGCCUUAAUUACCCUCAGCAAUUUCACUGGCGAUCAGACUAAAGGAAAAGCUUCUGAUUCUGAAGAUACAGACGAGAUCCAGUAUGCGACUGUCUUGCAUCACAGAAACAAAGAGUUGAACAGACCGGAAGAGAACGAAAGCCAGUAUGGCAAUAUCAGGACAUACCAGAGUGAUGCUGCCAUGAGAUCUGCUGAUCAGAUCAUGGAGGAUCAAUCGGUGAUUUACAGCACAGUCAAAUGAUCAACAGAUUUCCAUGAUAACAACUCCCUCAUGUGGUUGGACUGUGGCUCUGCUGAUGCUGGAUUUUCAUUACUCCCAUUUAGCUUUAAUUAAGAGCUGCUUUGGCUUAUUGUUUUCUUUUCUCUCUCUCACAUGUGCACCGGUUGUCUGAUUGUGAUGUUUGUUGAAGUCCUAAAUUAUUCAUCUAGUUUGUACAAAAUCUAGAGAGCCUCCUUUCAAAGUGUUGUUUAAAGAAUUUUGGUCUGAUUAAUUAGAGGCCAAGCAAAGAAUGUGCGUAGGUACCUGUUGUAUCCGUUUGCAUUCUUCUUAUUAUUCUUCUUCCUUUUCUUUUUCUUCCGCUCUGGAAGUCUAUGGCAGCCCAUAGAACCGCUUGUGGGAAAGUUAUGAAAUUUGGCACACUGAUAAAGGACAGUCAUUAACCACAGCUAAUAUGGAAUCUCUAGCUUAAUCCCUCUAGCGCCACCACCUGUUCAAAGUUUCAUUCACGUUUAUGCUAAUAACUUUUGAACCAUAACGGCUAGAAAUGGCAUUUUGAAUUUUGUGAAAAAAAUAUUUUUUCGAACUCGUCCUAGGCGGUUUGUCAGAUUUUCACCAAAAUUGGCUCACAGUAUCUUUAGACCAUGCUGCCAAAUUGUUAUUAAAAGUUUUUCGAUCUCGUCCUGUUAUCGUGAAAUUUGCAAACAAAUUUUAUGUAGCGCUUGUGAAAAUAGAUGUGAGGCUAUAUCUCCACAACGCUUUAUCGCAUUUGGACCAAACUUGGAACAUGUCCUCACAAGCAUGAUCUGAGGCAAUGUGCAGUGUUUCGGUACAGCGCCACCUGCUGGUCCAGAGAUAUGAAAAAUCAUAAAAGUGGUCUCAUAAGAUUAGGAGCAACAUGCCGAGUCCAGUGAUAUCUAAUUUUUCUAUGUCGGCCAUUUUGGGCGUUGACCAUUUUGAAUUUUGCUGAAAAAUGCUGUAUUUCAUGAAAGCAUGAACAUAUCGUUACGAAAAUUGGUAUGGGUCAUCAGCACAAUGCCUGAAGACGUCUGUGAAGUUUUGGACCAGCACCAUCUAGUGGUGAAAAAAAAUUAUUUACAUGCAUGAAACGUGGUAUGCCAUUGUUACCAUACCCUGAAGGUACUCAAAAAAAUUAAAGACAGCACCACGUUGUGGUCAGAAGUUAUAAUGAAAUUUAAAAAAAAAAAAAAAAAAUGAUAAAAGCUUUUGAUUCAUAUUGUAUGGAGCCCCGCACAUGAUAUGCUGGAAAAAAAAAAUAGUAGGCUAAAUCGUGCGCACGAUUUACUAAUUUGUUCCCUCGAUUUACGAAUUGGUUCCCUCGAUUUACUAAAUCAUGCGCACAAUUUACUAUUUCAUUCCCUCGAUUUAUAAAUCAUGCGCAUUAUUUAUAAAUUGAGGGAACGAAAUAGUAAAUCGUGUGCACGAUUUAGCAAAUCAAGGGAACGAAUUAGUAAAUCAAUAUAACGAAUUAGUAAAUUGUGCGCACAAUUUACUUUUUUUUUUCUUGCAUGUCAUGUGUGGGACUCCGUAAUAUUGUCAUGAAACUGGUCUUAAUGGACUCUCUGGGUCACGCCGAGAACACAGAUACCAGUGUUGCCAUAGUUGGCCAAGCUUCCUGUCCGUCAUUUUGAUUUUCUUUAAAAACCUACUUUUUCAAACUCCUCCUAGACUGUUAGUCUGAUUUGUACCAAAUUCAUGUCAGAUCAUCUUCAGAACAGUCAAACAAAAAGUUAUGGAUUUCAUGUUGAUAGAUGAAACAGUUUUCAUAUACUGCAUCGACAAAUUCGAUGGAAUGAAGCCAAAAGACUCUGAGGCUAUAUCUCUGCAAUGCUUUGUCAUAUUGACACCUACUGUGACCACACCACAUCAGUUUGGACACAGCGCCACCUAUUUGUUGAAAGUGAUAACCAUUAAAUUAUAUUAUUAGUGAUUUAGUAUUAAUGCUUUUUCAGCCAUCUUGCCUACAAACAUCUUAAAAUGUCUUUAAUUGCUCAUUGUUGCAGUUGGUCUGACACAGCCAUGGUGGCAUGACUUAUCAUGCCUUCUUUGUGCUUGGGCCUUUAAUCGCUGCUUGCAGCUUUAUUUUUAACUGCAACUGUCUGUUGGAGAUAUCUUUUGGCGAUAAAAAGACAUCUAGAGACACUUCUGACAAAAACGUGCAAACAGAAAUUAUUUGUCAAAACCUUUUCUCUGAAAUUAUAAAAUUUUCAGCCAAAGCUCAUCUAUAUACUCUGUGAGCACAUUUAUCUUAAAGGGUCGUGAAACCCAAAAAUACAUUUUCUGAGAUUUCAAUAGUUAUGUGUGUUUAACAUCAUAGUUACUAUCUGUUAGUUUUAAUCAUAAGAGAAAAUGUGUUAAUUUUAAGCCUUUUGGUAAUUUGGUACUAUUUUCAUUCUCCAGGUUUAAAUUUGUCUUUGUGUCAGCGUCACAGGACGUGACGUUUUCUUAUACUAAAGUCUCAUGAACAAUUAUAAGACACUGAUAAGUUAUUGGUGUACUAUAUAUAGUAAAAAAGUUAUUAAAGAUGCAACAGCACGUUCAUAUGUAUUUUUGAUGGAGAGUACAAAUGUGAACGGCUGUGCAUUUAUUUGGGCAUUAAAUUAUAGCUAUCACAGGAUAUGUAUUUGUGUAAUUUACGGUGAGCUUACAAAACCAUGUAUGCUUAUUGUUUUGCGUAAUGGUAAAUUGCAGCAUGCAUUUGUGGGAAGCUUUGAGAGCUAAAUAAAACUGUCUGAAUCAGAA
This is a messenger RNA of Ctenopharyngodon idella (grass carp), 5219 nucleotides long. RefSeq names its product B-cell receptor CD22-like. The transcript is spliced from 10 exons. The record is from RefSeq and is a predicted model, not a curated record. Lineage: Eukaryota; Metazoa; Chordata; Actinopteri; Cypriniformes; Xenocyprididae. The coding region runs from base 819 to 2480 and encodes 553 amino acids.